This is a messenger RNA of Paramecium sonneborni, 967 nucleotides long. NCBI's taxonomy places the organism in Eukaryota, Ciliophora, Oligohymenophorea, Peniculida, Parameciidae. The record is from the annotation of a GenBank genome assembly.
AAAAUGUCAAAUUUACGUGGUUAUGGUGAAUAACAACCUGAUAAUGAACAAAGAAGGUAACACAGAACACUUAGUGAUUAUUUUGGAGAGAAUAUUAAACGAUUUCCUCUUCUAGGUUAUUUUUAUUUUAAAUAAAUAAGGAGCUUAAGUAACAAUAACAAAUCCCAGAUAAUUACAUUAUUAUGAAAUGUUAUCAUAUAAUUUUUUUCCUGCUUACAAAAUUCAAUCUAUUACAAGUUUAGUAAUAUUGGCUUAUACUUUACUAUUUGCAUUAUGUAUUUUUGGAGGAAUAGAAAAAUAAGGGCAAUUUUUAGAAAUUAAUGAUUCAUCACUUUAAACUUAUGGGGGUUUAGUCACAAAUUAAAUUAAAAAUUAGUUCAUGUUUUAACAAUUAUUUACAAGCAUCUUCUUAUGUAGAGAUUUUUUUCACUAUUUUUGUAUUAUUCUAUCUUUGCUGAUAUUAUUUUCCAGUUUUGAAUAAGCAUCAGGCCCAAUUAUUGCUAUUUCAAUAUAUGUAUUUAGUGGAGCUAUGGGAGCUUUAUUUGGAAGCUCUAUUAAUUGUUGUACAGAUUUAAUAUAUUUACAUGCAAAUUCAGCAAUAUAUGGAUUAUUUGGUGCAUUAUUUGGUGUAUUAUUUUAUUCUUAUUUAGUGUAUCAUUUUAAAUUGGCCUUCAUUUGGAUUUUAAAAUAAAGUUAGAGUAUUUUUAUGUUGUUCUUUUUCGAUUCUGUUGAUUUUCCUAAUAGUCAUGACUUUAUAAGGUGAAAAUUCAUAUCAUAAUGAUAAAUAUGGUUAAAUUGGAGGACUUAUUACAGGAAUUUCCCUUUCAUUAGCUAUUGUUCCACCUAUGGAUUAAGGUGGUUUUUAAAAAAAAACAAAAAUUGUUGGUUGGACUUUUGUAGGAAUCUUCGGUUUUAUCAGUACUUUGAUGAUUAUUGUGAUAUGAAAUUAAAUAUAUAAAAAACCGCC